CCAGCGGGCACCCAGCGUAGGAAACUGUUUACAGGCAACAUGACUUCAUUAACGUGGGGACUGAUCUGCUUCAUCGGCUCUCUGGCAUCAGGUGCUCAGGGAGUUUACCCACAGCUUCGGACCCAGCACCGACAGAUCCACUCAGGUAGUCCAAUAAUCCCACGAGCGUCCCCGAAAGUACACGCAAGGGUUUCUCAGUGGUUUGAAGAUAUCAAAUCUGCUGAGCAAAUCUCUGACGAAGCCCUGAGCACUGAAAGUGAUUACACUGACCGAGGCUUCCAGCAGCAGCAGAGUGUCCGGCCAGGAGUCAGCAGCCUCCAGGCGCAGGAGAGAUGGAGGAGUGACAGGGCAGCUGGCAGCAGUAAUUCCAGGUCUCGCUAUCAGCCUGCCGAUCAACUGCUGCCAAAGAGGGAGCUGCCUGCACCGCUGCAACUCAAUCCUGCACCAUUCACAUCUCGGCAGCCUGCUAAAGACUUGGGUGUCUCUGCUGCAUCCAUCAGAACUGCUGCAGCAACAAGAUCCAACUGCAGAAAUCGGCCCAUAGACCUGGUCUUUAUCAUAGACAGCUCCCGCAGUGUACGUCCGGCUGAGUUUGAGAAGGCCAAGGACUUCUUGGAAGACAUGGUGGACAGCUUGGAGAUUGGGUACGAUGCCACCAGAGUUGGCCUCGUCAAUUAUGCCAGCACAGUGCAGAUCGAAUUCCUGCUGAAGACGUAUUUUGACAAGUUUGCCCUAAAGCAGGCACUGGCCCGAGUCGAGCCCCUCGCCUCAGGCACCAUGACAGGCAUGGCCAUAAAGACUGCUAUGGAGAAAGCAUUUACUGUUGAGGCAGGGGCCCGGGCCACUUCCUUGAACAUUGCCAAAGUGGCCUUCAUAGUGACGGACGGGAGGCCCCAGGACAAGGUGGACGAAGUGUCAGCCGCAGCCCGUGCCUCUGGGAUUGAGAUCUAUGCAGUGGGAGUGGACAGAGCUGAUAUGAUGUCACUCCGCCUCAUGGCCAGCCCCCCACAUGAUGACCAUGUCUUCUAUGUCGAGACCUAUGGUGUCAUAGAGAAGCUAACUACCAAAUUUAGGCAAACCUUGUGUGGUAAGGAUGAUGAUAACGGGAGUGCGGACACUUCAUUAAAUGGUGGAAUUGAUGAUUAUGGCAGAAAAAACCCUAGUGGGAUAAAUAAUGAAAAUGACGAUAAAGGAAACAACGGUUUGGAUGCAUGUGCUCUUGGACACGAUUGCCAGCAUAUUUGUUUCAACAAUGGCGACUCGUACACCUGCAAGUGUCGCCAGGGCUACGUCUUGAACCCGGACAAGAAAACAUGCUCACGAUCAGAUCCAUGUGCCCAUGGAAAUGAUUGCCAGCACAUUUGUAUAAACAAUGAUGACUCGUACAUCUGUGAGUGUCGAGAGGGAUAUGUGUUGAAUCCAGAUAAGAAAACAUGCUCACCUUCAGAUAUGUGCGCCCGGGGACACGACUGCCAACAUGUGUGUGUUAGUUCUGAUGACUCCUACAUCUGCAAGUGUGGAAUGGGAUAUGUGUUGAAUCCAGAUAAGAAAACGUGCUCACCUUCAGAUACGUGUGCCCAGGGAAAUGACUGCCAACAUAUUUGUGUCAGUACUGAUGACUCGUACAUCUGCAAAUGUCGGAUGGGAUAUGUGUUGAAUCCAGAUGAGAAAACAUGCUCACGUUCAGAUAUGUGUGCCCAGGGACAUGACUGCCAACAUAUUUGUGUGACAACUGGUGACUCGUACACCUGCAAGUGUCGAAUGGGAUAUGUGUUGAAUCCAGAUGAGAAAACAUGCUCACGUUCGGAUAGAUGUGCCCAGGAACAUGACUGCCAACAUAUUUGUGUCAGUACUGAUGACUCGUAUACCUGCAAGUGUCGAAUCGGAUUUGUGUUGAAUCCAGACCAGAAAACGUGUUCACGUUCUGAUCCAUGUGUCCAUGGAAAUGAUUGCCAGCACAUUUGUAUAAACAAUGAUGACUCGUACAUCUGUGAGUGUCAUGUGGGAUAUGUGUUGAAUCCAGAUAAGAAAACGUGCUCACGUUCAGAUACAUGUGCCCAGGGACAUGAAUGCCAACAUAUUUGUGUCAGCACUGAUGGCUCUUACAUCUGCGAAUGUCAAAUGGGAUACGUGUUGAAUCCUGAUAAGAAAACAUGCUCACGUUCAGAUGCAUGUGCCCAUGGACAAGACUGCCAGCAAAUUUGUGUCAACAAUGAUGACUCGUAUAUCUGCAAGUGUCGAUUGGGAUAUGUAUUGAAUCCAGACCAGAAAACAUGCUCAGUUCCAGGAUUGGAUGCUUGUGCCCAGGGACAUGAUUGCCAGCACAUAUGUGUCAACAAGGGAAACUCAUUCAUCUGCAAGUGUCGAGUGGGAUAUGUCCUUAACAUGGAUAGGAAAACAUGCUCACGCUCGGAUGCAUGUGCACAAGGACAUAACUGCCAACAUAUUUGUAUCAACAAUGGGGAUUCCUACAACUGCAACUGUCAUGUAGGAUAUGUGUUGAAUGCAGACCAGAGAACAUGCUCACAGGAAAUGAGAGCUGAAAUAACCCAAGAUGCCUGCAUGUGUGAAGCUCAGAUUGUGUUCCAGAAAAAAGUACAGUCAGCUAUCCAGGAGCUGAGCAGAAAAAUAGAUGAACUUUCAGAUAAAGUGAAUCUCUUUGAAGAUCAACAGCAGUAUUGAGAGCAGCGGUUCCUGGCGAAAACAUGUUAAGGAAUUGCAAUAUAUUCACUUUUCCUGACUGUAAUCCUCAAAAUCUCUUGUCUGGUACAUGUCUAAGAUUUGACAGAGAUGUUGCCUUUUGAAUUUCUAACUGUUAUUACUUUGACAGUCAGGUAAAUCUGGUGUAAAUGUCGACAUAUACCUGUGUAGUUGUAAGCAUGGUUGCAUUGAGUUCUGAAUCACGCUUUGUAAGAUUAUUAGGGAAAUUGAAGAAAUCAGCAUCAAUUUCUUGUAAAAAAUGCUGUACCACAUUCUUGUUGUGUUUUCACUUGUCCAUGAGCAUUUCUUGGUCAAGUGCUCUUGGUUGAACACAAAGACUCCAUCCAUAACCAUAUUGCAAAAACUAAUCUCUUAUGCAACAAUAGCUUUGUUGCUAUUCCUCUAUUGUAGCAUUAUAACAGGAGAAAAGACCAAAAUAAAAUCUGAUCCAUUUGGCCCCUGAUAAUGCUAAAUCACAGAAUUACUAUAAUCCUUUUCUUUGAACUGAAAUAUCUCUACAACUGUAUUGCACAACAUUGAUUUGACAAUUGUUUGGGGGGUGUUUGUGAUAGAAUGGUCUUUUUGGAGUGGAAGGUAGAGUUCAGGAAGCUUGGAGCAGAUUAUGAAGCCUGGAGCACGUCACGGAUGGUCAUGGACAUUAACACUAAUUUCAAUGCAAGUUUUGAAACCAGAUUUUAAGAUAAGAAUUAAGUUUCUUCACUGCACACUUAUUUCCUUGUACUGUAUUUUCACUGCGUCAUAUCUGUUGGAAUACUUUAGAAAAAUGCGUGCAUUAUAAUGAUUUGGUGCUUUUGUGGCUGAUAAGAACUUGUCUGUGUAUUUUCUACAGAGACGUUGCACAUGGAAAAUAAACACUC
Molecule: messenger RNA, 3578 nt
Organism: Pleuronectes platessa (European plaice)
Lineage: Eukaryota; Metazoa; Chordata; Actinopteri; Pleuronectiformes; Pleuronectidae
Product: matrilin-2
Exons: 16
Coding region: 40-2682 (880 amino acids)
Cellular component (GO): extracellular region
Molecular function (GO): chitin binding; calcium ion binding
Source: RefSeq, a predicted model, not a curated record